AUGGUGCUUUUUUACACGUCCGCGGCGGUGGAUCCGCCGGUGACGCUGUAUAUGGGUCGUGAUAAAGUGGAAAAUAUUCCUGAUCCGCUGUUGGAAGACUGUGCUCAGCUUGUAAAGGCGAACUCAAUCCAAGGAAACAAGAAAAACAAUAUUACCAUUAUCUACACACCACACGCGAACGUCAAGAAAACGGGCGAUAUGGCAGUCGGUGCCGUCACAUUUUUUAAUGACCAGCGAGUGAAACGAUUUUAUGUAAAGGAACGUGAGAAUGCCAUUGUCAAUCGACUCAACAAAACGCGCGUGGAGCGGCAAAUCGACUACGCGGCGGAGCGGCAGGAACGCGAACGUGCUCUGGGACGCAAAAAAAAGGAGUUUGCGUUGCAACAGGUAUGUCGCCAUUCGAUUAACGACGAGAAAAGAGAGAUUACAGAGGCGAAGCAACGGCGCAACGAGGACGCUAGCGCACGCGACUAUUCCAGUUUGUACUCCGAGGAGGCCAUUGCAGAAAAAAGGCGAGAAGACCAGCGCCGCGCACGAAUCAAAUCCGCAACGAAGCCGAAACCUGCAGACGAUGUCGCAAAUCUGUUGGGCACUGGCGUCGAGGACGCGCCUGCCGACGAAAGUGACGAUUCCUUUAUGUAG
Molecule: messenger RNA, 642 nt
Organism: Malassezia vespertilionis
Lineage: Eukaryota; Fungi; Basidiomycota; Malasseziomycetes; Malasseziales; Malasseziaceae
Exons: 4
Coding region: 1-642 (213 amino acids)
Source: RefSeq, a predicted model, not a curated record